Messenger RNA from Fusarium graminearum PH-1, 2214 nucleotides. RefSeq lists its product as uncharacterized. The coding region runs from base 1 to 2214 and encodes 737 amino acids. The transcript is spliced from 2 exons. Gene Ontology annotation, cellular component: nucleus. NCBI's taxonomy places the organism in Eukaryota, Fungi, Ascomycota, Sordariomycetes, Hypocreales, Nectriaceae. The record is from RefSeq and is a predicted model, not a curated record. Gene Ontology annotation, biological process: regulation of DNA-templated transcription; DNA-templated transcription. Gene Ontology annotation, molecular function: DNA binding; DNA-binding transcription factor activity, RNA polymerase II-specific; zinc ion binding.
AUGCCCCCACCAAGAUCCGCCAACACUUGCACGCAAUGUCGUGUUCGCAAGGUUAGAUGCGAUGGCGGCCCAGAGUCAUGCUCCAAUUGUGAGCGCUUAGGCUUUAGUUGUGCUUUUGCCACCACGUCUCCAAGCCAUCCAGAGCGUCGCCGCGGCUCUCGGGCUUGUGUCCAGUGUCGCAGUCAGAAGACCAGGUGCUCGGGCGAAUUACCCACAUGCGCGUCCUGUCGGCUGAGAGAUAAAGAUUGCUUGUAUCCGGAUAAUAGAAGGUCUAGUCGAGCUUCAAAAAGAUCUCCAAGUAUCAGCAACCAGUCCGCCCAUUCUGCCGCUGAAAGUUCCCCAAUACCUUCGCGGCUUCACCAAACAUCCCCUUCCAACUUGUCAACAGGCGAUGGGAGCUUCACAUUGUUAUACAAUGAAUCAGCCUUACCAGCGGUGUCUAAUCACCUCCCAGAGCCAUCGCCUCAACAAUCGACGUCUUGGAGAGGUUCUGUAUCCGACCCGAUUCCCAACCAAGUCGGUGAUGGAAAUCGCUCAAUGCCUUUACCACCUAUGCGGGAUCGCCUGCAAUUAGUUACGGACUUCUUCCGUCACAUAUACCCUCUGCCUUCGUAUGCGUUUUUAAAUGAUGUUUCAAUAACUCAACGCUGCCUUGACGGAAGUCUGGACGAGACCCUCCUUCUGGCCAUUUGUGCAAUAUCUUCAUUCCAUCUUCAGUACUCCAAGUACCACCCAGCUUCGACGUUAGCAUGGAUUCAGCGAGCCGAAGACAUAAUCUGGUCUCGAAUCGAGCAACCUACAAUCUUCAGAACUCAAGCACUUCUUCUAAUUGUUCAUUAUAGAAUUGACACUGGAUCAUUUCAGCGUGCUUACAUGUUGUUCGGUAUCGCUGGCCGUGCAGCCAGUGCUUUGAGGUUGCAGUACGAGAGGAUCGAUCUUGGGCCCGUAGCGCAAGAGAUUCGCCGAAGAAUGAUGUGGUGCAUGAUGCUGAUCAAUUGUCGGUUCUCUAUUGGGCUUCCAGAGUCAGAGGUUUGCUCGCCUGAUCUCAUCUAUCUCAAAAUGCCAUGUGGCGAGGAGCAGUUUCACGCCGAUAAUGAUUCAGUUGUUGGCGAUGACCCCUCAACUUUGGAUGGGAUAUCCGAAAACGGACUCCUCGCAACUCAUAUAAGCGAGACAAUGAUAUUACGCGACAUCAUGAGGCUGACGAGACAAGUCCGUCUUUCAUCCCAGCCUAUGCCACAACUUCCCGAUCUGGUCGACGAAUUUGUCAAAAUGCUACAACAACUGCAGGUUCCGCCUUAUAGCUAUGAGGAACUGAAACGAUACGCAUCGUCGAGAUGGCUUACUCGAUAUCUGACGGUACAUCUAACUUGGCACCAAACACACUGCGAUGCGUACAGGCUAUUUCUAUCAGGCUACCGUGAAGCAGCUUCCGAGGCUGUACUGGCAUCCUGCUCACCAGCACAUAUCACCGCAGGUGCCAGACUUUGUCUUCAUCAUGCUCGGGCGAAUAUUACUAUCCUGAAGGACUUCUCAAUGCUUGGAGAUGUGUUACGGCUAUCGCACCAUACAGUGGCCAUCUGCGCGUACCACGCGUGCCGCCUUAUCCUCUUCCUGAGCAGCUCUCCAUUGAUCCCCUCCGAAUCCAACCUCACACCACAAGAAGCAUUCAACCAAGCUUCUCAGAUCCUGGAGUUGCUGAAACGGUUGUACAAGCACUCAGCUGUAGAACAGCAUAUUAUCAAGGAUCUGGAGUCUUUGAUCCAAUUGCACAUGGCUGGUAAGACUGAUGACCGACAAGAAUCGCCUGAACAAGGUAAUGGCGAUAGUCAACAACCCCGCUUCGCUGUAACGGUUCGCAAGCACAAAAGUCUGGGGGUGCAUAGCGUGCUACGACGAGCGGGCUUUGAUGACGAUAGUGCGGAGGCUGGGGUACCAUCCGGGCAAGCUUUACCCCAGGUUCAAUCAAGUGUCACAGGACCAGAGUUGCUCCGAGGAUCACACGAGAUGGAAACUCGGCAACCCGAAAUUGGCUCAACAAGCGAUGGUCACCUAGCAUUGGACAUCCUGAUGCAAGCCGCGAUGGGACCUAGUCCAGGUCCGCCAUUGACCAACAUUCCAAUCGAGCCUUUUAGUCUCGGUCCUUGGGAUGCACUAAAUGAGUGGCCAUACCAAGGUACUUUUUCGCCGAGAUCCGAUGCGGAUUAUUUUUGA